AUGUGCCAGGGUUCACCUACUUCUUAUUCACCUGAUGAUAAUCCAUUUGAUGAUAACCCAUUUGAUGUCAACUAUGACAGUGAGGAGAACGAUGAAGAAACUAUUGAUACUGACACAGAGAGUGAAAAAGAAGUUGAUGAUGAUUCCAACACUGCAUCCCCUGUGGAAGUUCCAUGUAAUAGUAGAAAGCUAAGCACAGAGAGAUCAUCAUGCCCACCCCAUGCAAAACCCGAGGCUCAAGGACAAGUUCCAUGUAAAAGUAGAAAGCUAAGCACAGAGAGAUCUUCAUGCCCACCCCAUGCAAAACCUGAGGCUCAAGGACAAGUUCCAUGUAAAAGUAGAAAGCUAAGCACAGAGAGAUCAUCAUGCCCACCCCAUGCAAAACCUGAGGCUCAAGGACAAGGCUUUGCAGAUGGAAAACCGCUGAUGGAACCCAGCUCAUCAAGGACGUCAGGAGGGAGAAAACGAGCCAGUGUUCAACGUCACACAUGGACUGCUGUAGAAAAGGCAUCCUUGGAGCGACAGUUUAAUAACUUUAUCAAACUAGGGAAAACUCCUGGUCAGCUUGACUGUUUAAACGCCAUUAGGAAGGAAAAGGCAUUAUCAGGCUUCACUUGGCGCAAUGUGAAGUUUGCUGUCAAAAACAUUAUUACCUCUCGUCUGAGAAGUUGCAGAAAAUGAAAUUCCACGUGGUCACAACGUUAAAUUUCUAUGUGUUAUAAUUAUGUUACCGUAACGAAGUUCGAAUGCAUACUGUUUGUGCUGGAUUAUCAAUUUGUUAAUAGCAUUAUGCCAGUAUCUAAAUUUAAUACAGGGUGCAUGCAUUUGUGACAAAUGCUUAUUGGCUUAUACAAAUGUACAUUUUUUUUUUGUCUGUUAUUCUUCUUCCUAUUCCAUGAAACAUUUUGACAUGGCAGAAAUGGGUAGAUGUUAUUUGACAUUUUAAUUGAUUAAAUAUGAUCAGAAAUGUAAAGAAGGGCAUGCAUCAUGCAUGCUAAUGUCAUUAAUUGAAUUCAUAAACAAAAUUUCAUAUAUCAUGAAUUACUAUGAAAUUAUGUACUUUUAAAUUUUAGCUUAAAAGUUGUUUGAUCCUUAAAUAAAAUGAAUUAUAAUUAAGA
Magallana angulata is the source of this 1118-nucleotide messenger RNA. RefSeq lists its product as uncharacterized. The coding region runs from base 1 to 681 and encodes 226 amino acids. Lineage: Eukaryota; Metazoa; Mollusca; Bivalvia; Ostreida; Ostreidae. The record is from RefSeq and is a predicted model, not a curated record. The transcript has 8 exons.